AUGCCGACUCCCAUCGAUCGCGCGGUCCAACAACGUGGCCCUUUCUUCGCUUUUGCCGCAGUCGUCGCUGGUGUAGCAGCAUGGAGUAUCUGGGGACAAGACAUCUUCCCUAGUCAAGACCCUACUGGCGACCCAGAAACAUGGACACACGAUCAAUGCGUUACCUGGCUCAAGCACAGGAAUCUACAUCCCUCCCCUGUCGCAACAACCGCUGAGCUACUGGAGCGGAUCAAGGCGAAUAUGAGGGUAGCCAGAGAGCGCACGCCAGGUCAAUAA
Molecule: messenger RNA, 276 nt
Organism: Alternaria metachromatica
Lineage: Eukaryota; Fungi; Ascomycota; Dothideomycetes; Pleosporales; Pleosporaceae
Exons: 4
Coding region: 1-276 (91 amino acids)
Source: RefSeq, a predicted model, not a curated record